AUGGUCUCGGUUGACCAGGAGGUAGUUUUGGGAAACAGGAGAAGGUUUUGGGUGGCCAAGAGGGGCCCAUCCUGCCUGUGGUGCAGCCCUACCUGCCUCGCCGGCAGCCACCUCGCCAGGAUGAACGGGAUGGCCAACGUCAACCCUGCCAGCCGCAGCCACUACGCCUCGGCCAUCCCAGUGCCCCGUGCUGUGGCCCAUGGCAAGCUGCACGCUGCGGCCCCCACGAGCACCCCAGGGCUGCAGGAGGACCGGGAGGAGGAGAGGGCCACGUCCCUGGGUGACGAGUGCCCCAGUCCUGCGGAGGGACUUGACCCCGACCCCAAACCCAGAGGCCUGAUGCGACGACGAGCUGCUGGGGGGGCGGCGGGGGGCGGGGGCGGCGGAGGCGGCAAGUGCGACGACGAGCUGCUAAGGGGCCGGGGGCCGGCGGCGGCGGGCGCUGAGGAGAAGCCCUACCUGAAGGUGGACCCCGAGCUGGUGGUGACGGUGCUGGGUGACCUGGAGCAGCUCCUCUUCAGCCAGAUGCUGGACCCCGAGUCCCAGAGGAAGAGGACAGUGCAGAAUGUGCUGGACCUUCGGCAGAACCUGGAGGAGACCAUGUCCAGCCUGAGGGGCUCUCAGGUGUCUCACAGCUCCCUGGAGAUGACCUGCUAUGACAGUGAUGAAGCCAACGCCCGGAGCGUCUCCAGCCUGUCCAACCGCUCCUCCCCGCUGUCCUGGCGCUAUGGGCAGUCAAGCCCGCGCCUGCAGGCAGGGGAUGCACCGUCAGUCAGGGGGACCUGCCGCUCUGAGGGCACCCCCAGCUGGUACAUGCACGGCGAGCGGGCGCACUACUCGCACACCAUGCCCAUGCGCAGCCCCAGCAAGCUGAGCCACAUCUCCCGCCUGGAGCUGGUCGAGGCAUUGGACACCGACGAUGUGGAGCUGAAGUCGGGCUACAUGAGCGACAGUGAUCUGAUGGGGAAGACGCUGACAGAGGAUGACGACAUCACCACAGGCUGGGAUGAGAGCAGCUCCAUCAGCAGCGGCCUCAGCGAUGCCUCUGACAACCUCAGCUCGGAGGAGUUCAAUGCCAGCUCCUCGCUCAACUCCCUGCCCUCCCCCCCCACCGCCUCACGCAGGAACUCCNNNNCACAGCUGCGCACGGACUCAGAGAAGCGCUCGCUGGCGGAGAGCGGACUGAGCUGGUACUGUGAGGGUGAGGACAAGGCACCCAAGAAGCUGGACUACGACAGCAGCAGCCUCAAGAUGGAGCACGGCUCCUCCAAGUGGCGGCGGGAGCCUUCGGAGGGUGGUGAGGAGGGGCCCAAGGGCGGGGAGCUGAAGAAGCCCGUCAGCCUGGGCACCCCGGGCUCCCUCAAGAAGGGCAAGACCCCUCCGGUGGCCGUGACCUCCCCCAUCACCCACACAGCCCAGAGCACCCUCAAAGUGGCAGGCAAGCCCGAGACCAAAGCCACCGACAAGAGCAAGCUGUCUGUGAAGAGCACAGGCCUGCAGCGCUCCUCCUCCGAUGCCGGUCGUGACCGCAUUGCUGAUGCCAAGAAGCCACCCUCGGGUCUCACGCGCCCCUCGGCCUCCAGCUCCUUUGGCUAUAAGAAACCAGCUCCUGCCACUGGCACGGCCACUGUCAUGCAGGCUGGGGGUUCGGCCACGCUCGGCAAGAUCCAGAAGAGCUCUGGCAUCCCCGUCAAGCCAGUCAGUGGGAGGAAAACAAGCCUGGACGUCUCCAACGCAGCUGAGCCUGGCUUCCUGGCCCCAGGGGCUCGUUCCAACAUCCAGUACCGCAGCCUGCCCCGGCCGGCCAAGUCCAGCUCCAUGAGUGUGACUGGUGGCCGUGGCACAAACCGGCCAGUCAGCAGCAGCAUCGAUCCCAGCCUGCUGAGCACCAAGCAGGGCACCAUUUCAGUGUCACGGCUCAAGGAGCCGUCCAAGAUCGGCGCCGGCCGCGGCGCGCCGGCCCCUGUGAACCAGACGGACCGUGAGAAGGAGAAGGCCAAAGCCAAGGCAGUGGCACUCGACUCUGAGUGCGGGACGCUGAAGAGCGUCAGCUCGCCUGAGAGCACCCCAAAAGCCCAGGCCAACCUCCCGCCGGCGGCCAAGGUGGCUGAGCUGCCUCCCACGCCUCUCAGAGCGGCUGCCAAGACCUACGUGAAGCCUCCCUCGCUGGCCAACUUGGACAAGGUCAACUCCAACAGCCUGGACUUGCCCUCCUCCAGCGAGCUGCACCCCCCACACACUGCCAAGCUCCAGGACCUGCACCCGGCUGGUGGGCACCUUGCGCCCUGCUUCAGCCCCAGUCCUGCCCCCAUCCUCAACAUCAACUCGGCCAGCUUCUCCCAGGGCCUGGAGCUCAUGGGCGGCUUCAGCGUCCCCAAGGAGGGCAGGAUGUACCCCAAGCUCUCAGGCCUGCACCGCAGCAUGGAGUCCUUGCAGAUGCCCAUGAGCCUGCCCAGUGCCUUUUCGGGGGGCAGCACCACCACCCCCACCCCUGCUGCUGCACCCCCUGCCAGCACAGAGGAGGAGGAAGAGGCAGGGGAGCUGGGCUGGAGCGGGAGCCCCCGGCUCGCACAUCUGGACAGUGCCAACCGUGACAGGAACACGCUGCCCAAGAAGGGUUUGAGGUACCAGCUCCACUCCCAGGAGGAGGCCAAGGAGCGGCGCCAUUCACAUGCUGUCAGCAGCGGGCUCCCCGAGUCGGACGACCAGCAGGAGCUGCCCUCACCUCCCGCCCUCCCCAUGGCGCUGGUCGGGAAGGGUCCGCUCACCAGCAUCGUGAGCCCCACUGCCGCCGCAACCCCGCGGAUCACCCGCUCCAACAGCAUCCCCACCCACGACUCCACCUUCGAGCUGUACAGCACGUCCCAGAUGGGCAGCACCCUCUCCCUGGCCGACAAGCCCAAGGGCAUGAUCCGCUCGGGCUCAUUCCGGGACCCUGUGGACGACGUUCAUGGAUCGGUGCUGUCCCUGGCCUCGAGCGCGUCCUCCACCUACUCCUCCGCUGAGGAGAAGAUGCAGUCCGAGCAAAUCCGUAAGCUGCGCCGCGAGCUGGAGUCCUCUCAGGAGAAGGUGGCCACCCUGACGUCCCAGCUGUCUGCUAAUGCCAACCUGGUGGCGGCUUUUGAGCAGAGCCUGGUGAGCAUGACAUCCCGCCUGCGGCACUUGGCUGAGACCGCUGAGGAGAAGGACACGGAGCUGCUGGACCUGCGAGAGACCAUCGACUUCCUGAAGAAGAAGAACUCAGAGGCCCAAGCUGUGAUCCAGGGCGCCCUGAAUGGCACUGACGUCACCCCCAAAGAGCUGCGCAUCAAGCGGCAGAACUCCUCUGACAGUAUCUCCAGCCUCAACAGCAUCACCAGCCACUCCAGCAUUGGCAGCAGCAAGGAUGCCGACGCCAAGAAGAAGAAGAAGAAGAGCUGGGUGUAUGAGCUACGCAGCUCCUUCAACAAGGCCUUCAGCAUCAAGAAGGGACCUAAAUCAGCCUCGUCCUACUCGGACAUCGAGGAGAUUGCCACGCCAGACUCGUCGGCCCCCUCCUCCCCCAAGCUGCAGCAUGGCUCUACAGAGACUGCCUCACCUUCCAUCAAAUCCUCUACGUCCUCCUCUGUGGGCAUCGACACGGCUGAGCUCUUCCAGGCCCACAGCGAGGGCGAACCAGAGAAGAAGGAGGUGUCGGAGCUGCGGUCAGAGCUGUGGGAGAAGGAGAUGAAGCUGACGGACAUCCGCCUGGAGGCCCUCAACUCUGCUCACCAGCUGGAGCAGCUGCGGGAGACCAUGCACAACAUGCAGCUGGAGGUGGAUCUCCUGAAGGCUGAGAAUGACCGGCUCAAAGUGGCUCCGGGGCCCUCGGCAGUGCCAGGCUCCGUUCCCGGCCAUGUCACGAGCACGUCGGCCUCCUCUUCACCGCGGCGCUCCCUGGGUCUCGCCCUCGGCCGUGCCUUCAGCCCCAGCCUGGGGGACGCAGAUGUGUCCCCCAUGGAUGCUGUCAGUGCUGGUGCCCAGAAGGAUGAGCUGACACUGCGGAUUGUGGUGCGCAUGCCGCCCCAGCACAUCAUCAAGGGGGACCUCAAGCAGCAGGAGUUUUUCCUGGGCUGGACCAAGGUGAGCGGGAAGGUGGACUGGAAGAUGCUGGAUGAGGCUGUCUGCCAGGUCUUCAAGGAUUACAUCACUAAGAUGGAUCCUGCUUCCACGCUGGGGCUCAGCACUGAGUCUGUCUAUGGCUACAGCAUCAGCCACAUCAAGCGGGUCCUGGACACAGAGCCGCCAGAGCUGCCGCUGUGCCACCGGGGCCUGACCAGCAUCGUCGUGACGCUCAAAGGCUUGAAGGAGAAGUGCGUGGACAGCCUGGUGUUCGAGACGCUCAUCCCCAAGCCCAUGAUGCAGCAUUACAUCAGCCUCCUGCUGAAGCACCGGCGGCUCAUCCUCUCGGGACCCAGCGGCACUGGCAAGACCUACCUGACCAACCGCCUGGCUGAGUACCUGGUGGAGCGCUCGGGUCGGGAUGUCACCGAGGGCAUCGUCAGCACCUUCAACAUGCACCAGCAGUCCUGCAAGGACCUGCAGCUGUACCUCUCCAACCUGGCCAAUCAGAUCGACCGGGAGACGGGCACGGCGGACGUGCCGCUGGUGAUCCUCCUAGAUGACCUCAGCGAGGCGGGCUCCAUCAGCGAGCUCGUCAACGGUGCGCUCACCUGCAAGUACCACAAAUGCCCCUACAUCAUUGGGACCACCAACCAGCCUGUGAAGAUGACCCCAAACCAUGGCCUCCAUCUCAGCUUCAGGAUGCUGACCUUCUCAAACAACGUGGAGCCAGCCAACGGCUUCCUGGUGCGCUACCUGCGGCGAAAGCUGCUGGAGUCAGACACAGAUGUUAAUGCCAACAAGGAGGAGCUGCUGCGUGUGCUGGACUGGGUGCCCAAGCUCUGGUACCACUUGCACACCUUCCUGGAGAAACACAGCACUUCAGACUUCCUCAUCGGUCCCUGCUUCUUCCUGUCCUGCCCCAUUGGAAUUGAGGAUUUCCGGACCUGGUUUAUCGACCUGUGGAACAACUCCAUCAUCCCUUACCUGCAGGAGGGGGCAAAAGAUGGGCUCAAGGUUCACGGGCAGAAGGCAGCCUGGGAGGACCCCGUGGAGUGGGUGCGGGACACCCUACCCUGGCCGUCAGCGCAGCAGGACCAGUCCAAGCUGUACCACCUGCCCCCACCCACCAUCGGGCCCCACAGCACUGUUUCACCUCCUGAGGAGCGCACCGUCAAAGACACGACGCCCAGCUCCCUGGACUCGGACCCUCUGAUGGCCAUGCUGCUGAAGCUCCAGGAAGCCGCCAACUACAUCGAGUCUCCGGACCGUGAGACCAUGGUGGAUCCCGACCUGCAGUCGACUCUGUGA
Aptenodytes forsteri (emperor penguin) is the source of this 5391-nucleotide messenger RNA. RefSeq names its product neuron navigator 1 (gene NAV1). The record is from RefSeq and is a predicted model, not a curated record. Gene Ontology annotation, biological process: microtubule bundle formation; neurogenesis; nervous system development. Gene Ontology annotation, molecular function: ATP hydrolysis activity. The transcript is spliced from 34 exons. Gene Ontology annotation, cellular component: microtubule cytoskeleton; axon initial segment. The coding region runs from base 1 to 5391 and encodes 1796 amino acids. Lineage: Eukaryota; Metazoa; Chordata; Aves; Sphenisciformes; Spheniscidae.